Molecule: messenger RNA, 3930 nt
Organism: Brienomyrus brachyistius
Lineage: Eukaryota; Metazoa; Chordata; Actinopteri; Osteoglossiformes; Mormyridae
Gene: loxl2b
Product: lysyl oxidase-like 2b
Exons: 14
Coding region: 306-2606 (766 amino acids)
Biological process (GO): sprouting angiogenesis; peptidyl-lysine oxidation
Cellular component (GO): membrane
Molecular function (GO): copper ion binding; protein-lysine 6-oxidase activity
Source: RefSeq, a predicted model, not a curated record
UUUACUUUAAAAGUAUGUGAUGGACAUCGGUGUACGAUUCUUUCUCCGUAUAGUUAUAGAGCAAACGAUGAGCUCAUUGCAGCGGUAGGCGUGACAGAGCCGCCCUAUAAGGCGUGUCUUACUCUUAAAAUUACUGAUAAUGUUGGAGGUGGUGAAAGUUAGAAUAGUUGAACUGAAGAAAAAAGGGACAUUACACUUUUAAGGAUUUUCCCGGCAAAAGCGCAAGAGCGUUGUAUCCUGAGGAAUCCUUUAACGGAAAGCUUCAGUUUCCAAAGUACCCCUGUCAGUGUGGAGUUAAUAUCAUCAUGCCUGGCUGCAGCUCCCAUGCAUGUUGCCUCGUCGCCUUGCUGUGCCUAUUGGUGCCGUGCGCAGCCCAGUAUGAGGCAUGGGGCUAUCCGGAAGCCUACGGUGAAGCUGAGCAGGAGCACUACACAGCCUCGGUGCUUCCGCCUGACACCCCGAAGAUUCAGCUGCGCCUGGCAGGGGAGAAGCGCAAGCACAACGAGGGUCGCGUGGAGGUCUUCUAUGAUGGCGAGUGGGGCACCGUCUGUGACGAUGACUUCACCAUUCAUGCUGCCCAGGUGGUGUGCAGGGAGCUGGGCUACAUAGAAGCCGUGUCAUGGUACCCAGGUUCGAAAUAUGGCAAAGGAGAAGGGCGCAUCUGGUUUGACAAUGUGCACUGCACUGGCAAGGAGAAAACCCUGGCCCAGUGUUCUUCUAAUGGAAUUGGGGUGUCCGACUGCAAGCACACAGAAGACGUAGGAGUGCUGUGCAGUGACAAGAGGAUUCCCGGCUUUAAGUUCGUCAAUACCCUCACCAACAACGUUGAGAGCUUGAACAUCCACGUGGAGGACGUACGCAUCCGUGCGAUCCUGGCAUCUUACCGCAAGCGCAUUCCAGUCACAGAGGGCUACGUGGAGGUGAAGGACGAGGGCAGAUGGAAGCAGCUCUGUGAUGCGGACUGGACCCCGAUGAACAGCCAUGUCAUCUGUGGCAUGUUUGGCUUUCCUGGGGAGAGGAGAUACAAUACUCGAGUCUACAAGAUGUUCGCACGUAGGCGGAAACACACCUACUGGGAUUACUCUGUGAACUGCACAGGAACCGAGUCCCACCUGUCCAGCUGCAAACUUGGGCGCAGUGAGGCAGAAAAAAUCAAUGGCAGCUGUGCACAAGGGUUACCAGUGGUGGUGAGCUGUGUCCCUGGACGGUCAUUUGCUCCCACACCCAUGGCCGGCUUCAGAAAAGCUUUCAGGCAAGAGCAGCCUCUGGUACGCCUCAGGGGCGGCGCCAUAGUAGGAGAGGGCCGUGUAGAGGUGCUGAAGAAUGGCGAAUGGGGCACCAUCUGCGACGACAACUGGAACCUCAUCUCUGCCACGGUCGUGUGCAGAGAGCUGGGCUUUGGCACUGCCAAAGAAUUCCUGACCGGCGGCCGCCUGGGCCAAGGAAUGGGCCCAGUCCAUAUGAAUGAGGUGGAGUGUUCUGGAUUUGAGAAGUCCAUCACCGAGUGCUCAUUCAACAAGGAGUCGCUGGGCUGCAGUCACGAGGAGGAUGCCGGCGUGAGGUGUAACGUCCCAGCCAUGGGCUUCCAGCAGCGGCUCCGCCUCAGCGGAGGACGGAAUCCUUUUGAGGGGCGGGUGGAGGUCCUGGCAGAGAGAAACGGCUCCUUGGUGUGGGGCACAGUCUGCGGUGAGGGCUGGGGCACCAUGGAGGCCAUGGUUGUGUGUCGGCAGCUGGGCGUCGGAUUUGCCAGCCAUGCCUUCCAGGAAACGUGGUACUGGCCUGGCGAGGUGAGCGCCGACAGGGUGGUGAUGAGCGGAGUGAGGUGUUCAGGCACAGAAAUGUCCUUAUCUCACUGUCUGCAUCAUGGAGAAUAUCUCGACUGUCCAAAAGGAGGGGGCCGCUUCGCCGCUGGAGUUUCCUGCUCAGAGACGGCUCCCGACCUGGUCCUGAACCCCCAGAUCGUAGAGCAGACCACCUAUCUGGAAGACCGGCCCAUGAUGAUGCUGCAGUGUGCCUAUGAGGAGAACUGCCUAGCCAGAACAGCCAGCCAAGUCCCUGCCAACUCAUACCGGCGUCUGCUCCGCUUCUCCUCGCAGAUCCACAACAAUGGCCAGUCUGACUUCCGUCCAAAGGCUAGUCGCGAAUCCUGGGUCUGGCACGACUGUCACAGGCAUUACCACAGUAUGGAAGUAUUCACUCACUAUGACUUACUCAGCCUUAACGGCUCCAAGGUAGCUGAGGGACACAAGGCCAGCUUCUGUCUGGAGGAUUCGGAGUGUGACGAAGGUAUUGAAAAGAGAUACGAAUGUGCAAAUUUCGGUGAACAGGGUAUCACUCUGGGAUGCUGGGAUACAUACAGGCAUGACAUUGACUGCCAAUGGGUAGACAUAACGGAUGUCAAACCUGGGGAUUACAUAUUCCAGGUGGUAAUUAAUCCCAAUUACGAGGUGGCCGAGUCAGAUUACACCAACAACGUCAUGAAGUGCAGGUGUCGGUAUGAUGGACACAGGAUAUGGAUGUACAGCUGUCAUAUAGGUGGCUCAUUCAGUUCUGAGACUGAAGAUACGUUCCCAGGACUUCUAAACAACCAGGUGACCCACAGGUAAAAAGAGGACAAGACAACAAAAGGAUCUACAUCUUACAUCCAGUGAGAUGAAAAGCAGCUUAACUUCUGAUUUUUUUCAGUGGUGGACGGAUGCUUUUUUUUUAGUCAUAAUAAAGUUCAUGGGGGUUAUUCCAUAUGUAAGAAGCAACUGAGAAUAAUUUCACUCCAUUCAGUUUUUCAUACACAAGUAAGCUUGCUUUGUGAUAAAUUGCACAAAUCACAAAGUAGUUCAGGUCAAAAUUCAUAAGCCUUUCAGCACCACACUUCAGUAAAUUAGCCAUGUAAUUCCCAUCUUGCUGGCAUGUAAUAACAGAUGCACUUUUGGUAUUUUGAGGUAAAAUUAUUCAGUAUAUAAAAAGAAUCUACAUUCUCUACAUUUUUAACUUGAUGAAUACGCCUUAGUCCAGACGUCAUGGUUCCUAUAUGAAAGAUAUUUUAUGGUACUACACAGUAAUACGCAAAUCUGUACUACUGUUGUUCUCUCUGCCCCCUUCAACUUUUAACACAGAACCACUUUGUAGACAAUUUUUCACUGAUUCUCUGAUGUGGCCAUUUUCUUUAAGACCAACCAAUCACCUCCUCGUCUAGAGGUCUUAAUAGUUUUCAAGGGUACAUCAGUGUAAGUACUAACACCUUCUGGACAUACAAAAAAAUACCUCAGCGAACCUAGUUUCGAUUUAAAGUCUAUGACACGGGGCGUUUAUUCCGGGUGACGGUACCUUCAUCUUGAUUUAAGAUUAUAUUGUAUGCCUGUUCAUUUCAUUUGACACUAUGUAAAGACUACAGAAAAUCCUUACAGACUAAACAAAAACCAAAAUUACCAUAUGCAUGACAAGUUAAUCAUGAAUAUACAAUUGGCUACUUGUGCCAGUGGUUGUAAUUAUACACGUUGGACCAAUGCAUAUCACACACAGUGCACAUGGAUACUUGAGCAUUAUACAGUACAAGUGGAAAAAUCAAUAGAACUCCUGUGGACAGUUAAAGUAUGAUUUAUAAAAAGUAAAGGAGAAUUUCAUUUAAUUUUUUUUUUCUACACGUGGUGAACAGUUUCCAGCAAGUCUUUAAUGUAAAUUAUUGAUGUAAAUGUCAGGGAUUGAUUCAAUUGUUUUACCAUUUGUAUAAACAAACCUAGAGUGUAUGCAAAUGUCUGAUUAUCGUUUUCCUUCAUAUUUGUAAUGGUGCUAUCAAACUGUGAUCCUCUGUUUUACGAGGGUACACGUUGCCGGCUGGUGAAUGGUUAUGUUACCUAUGCUCAUACUUGAAUGGAGAAUAAAAUCAAUAUUGUGCUUUUGCCAUAAUAAAUAAUAGAAUAUUAAGCAGACAAA